Molecule: messenger RNA, 3379 nt
Organism: Pipra filicauda (Wire-tailed manakin)
Lineage: Eukaryota; Metazoa; Chordata; Aves; Passeriformes; Pipridae
Exons: 8
Coding region: 1-1050 (349 amino acids)
Source: RefSeq, a predicted model, not a curated record
AUGGAGAACUUCAAUGCACAGCUUCUGCAAUGCCCAGAAGUGCCACAAUAUUCCAGGGAUUUUAAACUCAAUCAUUUCGUGGUCGCUGUGGCCAAGACAGCCGUGAAUCUCCAUUUCUCUCAUGAGAUCCACUCUGUUGAAAAACAGCUGAUCAAGGAGAACAUUUUUCUGAGUCGGUUCCCUUACGGCCUGGUCCAUAAAGUUGUCAUCCAUCUAUUUUAUGAGCAUCUUGCAAAAAAGAUUUGGAGAGCAGGAGCCAAAACCGAGAGUUGUGAAUGUGCAGAAGUGGACACUGAUAACACCCAUCCCACGUGCACGGUGAAGGUUGUGCCAGUGACAACUACGAGAAGAGCUGUCUUCUUGGGUGGUUUCAGAGGCUAUCUACACCCAAAGAAAGCAAAACCCAUCAGAAGAAGGAAACUCCUUGCUCACAGAUUUUGGUUGCUCUGCCACUGGUUAUGGCUUACAGAACCAAAGAAAACAGCGGGAACAGUAAAGUUACCGAGACUGAAUUAUUUUUCCCUGUCACGAGGAGGACUCCACUGGCAUCAGCACAGGAACACCCCUGGGCGUUCCUGGAGAGCACAGGGCUGUGUGAAGAGGAGUGGCAGCAAACCUGAGGUCUCUUCCAGCCAAAAUGAUCCAUCUCUCUGUCUCUGGUGCGCUCAGCUCUGCGCUCACCAAAGCUGCCUUAAUCCGUCUGUCCACAUACACUUGGAAGUGUCUGCUGGGCCUGUGCCCCAUUCCCUGAGGUUGCCUUCUCUGUGCUGUGCUGCAGUGUGUGAUGCCUUCAGCCACAGUUCAGCUGCUGAGAAAGGCAGGGGGGGUUCUGCAGUCCUCAGUCCAAACUGGACCGUCAGAGCCAGAGAAACAGAGAAAGACACGGGUGCUAAAGCGGCAGGUCACAAAAGAGAUCAGUUAGUUGGCUUCUCACUCAGUACAGUGAGAAGUACUUCAUACCCCCUGCCCUCCCCUGUUCCCAUCCCACGCCGGUCCUGUUCCCUGCCUUGCCAGGAGCACAUUUUGGUACAGGGGUCUGAAAAAUCAUGACUAUUUCUAUUCUGUGGUUUCCAUUGUAGUAAUUCAUCUGUUCAGCUCUGCACAAGGCCCUUGAAUGGGGCACAGCAGCACACACCCUGUGUGACAGGAAAAAAAAAGAGGAUUACUGUGGGGAUGGCUGAAAGGAAAAUAUGAUUCCUUUGCUUGUUGCUACAAUCUUGUUGACUUGCCCAUGCAUUGCAGGAAGCAAUUCAUACAGAUUUUCUUUGCAUAAUAAUAGUAAAGGCUUUUUGUUUUGUGGAAAACGCAAAGGGUAGGGGAGAGGAUUUAUCACAGGGACAGGCACAGUCUUGGCAGAAAGUUUAUAUACCAUUUAUGCAAAAUCACUUCCUGCUGCCCAAAUGUUGUCUCUCUGUGAUCCAACAUGGUGGAGACGGUCAUGUGAAGGGCUUGGGCUCAAAGGUUGUUUUGAACUCUUAUUUCACUGCUGGCUCAUAACAGGAGAGUGCAGCAGAGAGAGGGCAGUAGCUGGGCUUUGCUAAGACCGGCCUGCUACACAGUUUUACUUGGUGUUGGUGUUACUUUGGGUUUUUUAACUGCUUUUUGCAUAUGGCCUGUGUUAAAGGUCAUGAUUAACGUGCUUGACACCUCCUGGAUUUGUGCAGCCCACUCCUGUUGUCCCAGUGCUCUGGUGACCCCCAGCAUUAGCUACUGGCAGGGGUGUAGCAGUGGAAACACACACUUUUACAGUUUGUUUGUUUUUUUUUUUUUUCCUGGUAAGUAAAGGAGGCUUUUUUCAGUUGUGCUGGCUGUUUGUCAGCUACUCUUUCUGGAGAGGUGAACAGGCAUGACAGGUUGGAGGUAUGGAAUGGGUGUCCCUUCAGAGUUGCUGAGCAAGGACUUUAGACAGACUUGACUGGUAGGAGUUAAACCCAGCAAUGCCCUGCUCCGGUGGGGAAGAUGGUUUUGAAUGGAAGGUGGCAAACAGCAUGGAAAGAGUUUUCUAAUUUUAAUUUUUUUUAAUAAAGACUCAUGCCAGCUCCCUGAGCUGGGCUUGCAGGUGUGCCAGGGAACUUAACCCAGCUAUUCCCAGCAGUAUUAUCUCUUGGAGGAUGUGGAGGCUCCCUGCAGUCUCGGGGGCUCUUCCAGGGGCAAAUUAUUCUCACAGACAUUCAUGACUGCCCACACAAUUUGCCGUUAUGUCCCCUGUCCCCCAUCGAGUCAUAGCUACCAUCUUCUAUGUCAAUUUUCUCUGUGGCUGCUGAGGCAGUCUGGGUGUUAUGUGGUGGCCCAUGGACUGGGACAUCCCCUUGGUGGCUGCAAGAUCAACUUUCUUCAGCAAUGAGGCCUCAGGUUUAAGUAAUUUCAUAUGCUUGUGUCCAUCUGAUUCAUGAGUGACAGGGCUGCAGAGAACUUCAUCCCCAUUAGUGCAGUAUGAAACUACUUGCAAAACCUAAACCGUGCUUUUUAGUCCCACCUUAAACACGUGAAUUCCAUGGCCUUUGCUGAGUUUCCCUGAAUGAGCUGCAGGGGGUUUUAAAUUAAUAUAUAAUAAUAGUGGGUUGAUUACUCCUUUCUUUUACUUUUUUGGUCAGGUAAAUAAAACCCACUUGGGGAAAGGGGGCAGGGGGAGGUGUAUGUAUUAAAACUUGUACUGCUCAUGUCUCUGGUCUUUAUUUAUUCUGAAGUAUUGCUGAAGUUCUGAUGUUAUAUUGUGAAGAUGUUUCGUGAUGUCAAAUCUCAGCCUUUGCAUCAGGCACUGUUUCCUCUGUGUGGUACUUCAUUAGCUGGAGCCUUUCAGGGUGUGUGUGCCCCUGGGCGCAGGCCAGGCAUGGGAAGAGCCCCAUGGUGCAGAGAUGGAUGCAGUGCCAGGGGCACGGUGCCACAGCCUGCUGCCAUCCUGUACAAGGGCGGGCUUGCAGCAGCACUGUUUUGCUUCACCCACCCUCCCCCCAUGGAAAAUAUAGUUGAUAUUACCUACAGCUGUAAAGCAUGAAUGCGUAAUAAUGUUACCCUAACCCCCCUUCAGCAAGCAGUACUGUUACAAACAGCUUGUGCUCCUGGCAGCGCUCCCUGAAGGUAGGAGAGAAGGUACCAGCACUGGCACAGCCACUCAGGGAAUUGUGUGUGUCUGCAAUGACCUUUCCAGGCUGCUGGGGAUAAAAUGUUGAGGUCAUUCAUGAAAGAAAGAGUUGCAAUCCAGGGACACUGGAGUGUUUUAAAAUGCGCCUCAAAGAGCCAAAUGACCUUUAGAGUUUCUUGAUAAAUGUAAAAUGCUUUCCAGAGGCCUGGUAAUGCAGGGCUAAUGCUCUCUGGGCAGUGAGGCAGACUGGGGGCAGUGGGGGGGGUGUUUAGGGGGGUGUGUGAGUGUGGGUUUGAG